Messenger RNA from Paramecium octaurelia, 420 nucleotides. NCBI's taxonomy places the organism in Eukaryota, Ciliophora, Oligohymenophorea, Peniculida, Parameciidae. The record is from the annotation of a GenBank genome assembly.
AUGAUAGAUUCAGACACAAUAACUCUUGAUUAAAUUUAUGGAUGUAAUUUCAAAAGGGUGCCACUACUUUAUGCUGAAAUGGAAGGAACUAAUCCAUUUCAAAUAAAUGAGGCUGAUGAAGAUUUAGAUUCCGAUAAACAAAUACCUGACUAACCGAAGCAAAUAUCGCCAACCCAAUAAAAAGCUUAAUUGAAACCAUUGAUAAAAACAAGGAAGAGGUAGUAGACUGUUCACAAGUCGCCUGUUAAUAUGAGCUAAUUUGAGAGGCAUAUUGGAUUUCGAAAUUCUUUUUAUAAGAAUAAUAACAAAGUCAAUUUAGCUUCUAGGUAAAGGGUUGAGGAAGUUAAAAAUCAGGAAAUCGGAAUGUUUACUAAAUAUGUUUAAAGGUUUUAGCUAUAAAAGUUAUAAGUUUGGAAUUGA